CCAGCCCGAGCCCUACUUAAAGAACACAAACUCUCAGUCAGAAAAACACUCUCUCUUUCUCUCACACACUAAAGAUAACGAAUCUACUAAAACACUCUCCCUACUUUCUGUCUCUGUGGAACCCAUCUGAAGAUCAGGAUGCUUUGCUGUAGAGUGUGUGUCCUGGCUGUGCUGUUAUCUCUCCUCAUCCUCACACCCAUCCCCUCCACACAAUCAGCAGAUUGCUGUCUGAAGUACACUCGGCGUCCAGUGCCAUGCCGACGGCUGAAAGACUACACUUACCAGACCAUUACCUCUUCCUGUGACAUCCAUGCUGUCGUCUUCCACACCCGGAGGGACAAGUUUGUGUGUGCCGACCCCUCUCAAGACUGGACCAAGAGAGUACAACGCUGUCUGCUCAAGCGUCAGGAGAGGAAAUCUAAACUGAAGAAAAUUCUCUGAUCUCAAGACCUCAUGACCUGGAGAUGAUUUAUGUGUGUGUGUUAUUAACCCUAUUUAUGCUUUACAAACAGCUAAAUAUCUCAAUAUGCAUAGAGACACUGUUUCAGGAUGGUUUGUUUUUUAACCUGAGUUUUCUGUAUUCAUACAAAUCAUUUAAUAUCUGUGGUUAUUAUUGUUCAUCAUAUCUGUAUUGAUUCUGAAGGUGUUUGAGUUUCAUAUACAUUUGUGUGUAACUCUAUGUAUCAAUGUUGUUGGUCUGUUUCAUAAACAGCAAGUGCAGUAUUCCUGAUAAACAUGAAAACAUCUGUUUUCACAGAGUACCACAAAAUA
Oncorhynchus masou masou (cherry salmon) is the source of this 771-nucleotide messenger RNA. Its product is annotated as C-C motif chemokine 20-like. Bases 139 to 441 code for a protein of 100 amino acids. Gene Ontology annotation, cellular component: extracellular region. Gene Ontology annotation, molecular function: chemokine activity. NCBI's taxonomy places the organism in Eukaryota, Metazoa, Chordata, Actinopteri, Salmoniformes, Salmonidae. The record is from RefSeq and is a predicted model, not a curated record. The transcript has 4 exons. Gene Ontology annotation, biological process: immune response.